AUGUACUGUGAAACCUUUGAUGAAAAUUGUCAUGGGGUCACAUUGUCAUGUCAGACCUGUUGUCUAGCAACUCAUCAAUGUUUACCAUUACACAAAAUCAAGAAGUGGAAUGGAAAGUUCUUUGAGCAUGUCACCUUAAAGCAGCUUGGCCUCAUAGUUUGGCUCAGUCAUGAAGACAUGUUUUGCUACUGUCCAGAGCAUGGUCAUUUAGAUUUUGUCAUCAUCGAUGUCAAUGGCAUUCACCCUGUUAAUGUGAAUUUCUGUGGCUGUGAGCAGUGUGUGUCCCAUUGCCAACAGCUUCUGCAAUGUGGUUGGUAUCCUGCCACCAUCUUUUCAGCAUAUGAAUACUAUCACACACUGGAGUGUCUUACAGAUAAUACAGGUAUUAAUAUGCUAAAGAGUCAGUAUCAUCCCUUUUUGUGCAUGGUUCAUCAGUUCUGCCACAUGAAACUCCUCAAAAGAGCAGGGAGGGCAAGCAAGCAAGAUGGUAUUCAUACCACCAAACCUGGUGGGCUCACUGUGUUGUGUCCUGCAUGCCCACAACCAGGCAUGAACUUGCCUGAUGAUUGGAAAGAUGCAGAGCCCUCUAAAAAGUUUCUUUAUUUGCUCAUCAUCGCAAUAGAUGCCAACUUUCAGCUCAAGAACUGUGCAUGUGCAUCUGACCAGGAUCCAGGCCUGCAUACCAGCCUUGCCUACUUUGUUGCCAAUGGCCUUUACAAUGAGCAUGUACUUCAGUUUCCUACACAAGAAGAUAUCAGCACAUGUAACAGUUUCAGGUCUAUGGCUCACACUGAAACCAAGUUUGCAACUGGUCUUCAUACAAUGGACCAGCUCCCCAAACAUCUAUGUCUCCCCCUCACCAUCAUUGCAUUGUUGUUUGUGUUCAGAAUUCUGAAGUUCCAUGCCCCUGCCCAUUCUGCCUCAUGUGCUAUACCCCAUUCUCUCAAUCUUCUGCCUGGUGUUGGCCACACUGAUGGCAAAGGGGUAGAGCAUAACUGGUCGGAGAUCAAUUGUGUCACAAAUAGUACAAAAGAAAUGACAUCCAGUGCAAGGCAUGAUACCAUCAAUGACCACUUCAGCCAUCACAACUUCAGAAAGCUUGUUGGUCUCAGAUGUUUACUUCAUGACAGGCUCAAAGCUGCCAUUGCUGAGUGA
Messenger RNA from Pisolithus orientalis, 1155 nucleotides. RefSeq lists its product as uncharacterized. NCBI's taxonomy places the organism in Eukaryota, Fungi, Basidiomycota, Agaricomycetes, Boletales, Pisolithaceae. The transcript is spliced from 9 exons. The coding region runs from base 1 to 1155 and encodes 384 amino acids. The record is from RefSeq and is a predicted model, not a curated record.